Molecule: messenger RNA, 3222 nt
Organism: Cottoperca gobio
Lineage: Eukaryota; Metazoa; Chordata; Actinopteri; Perciformes; Bovichtidae
Gene: znf366
Product: zinc finger protein 366
Exons: 7
Coding region: 128-2518 (796 amino acids)
Source: RefSeq, a predicted model, not a curated record
UCAGGAGAGUUGCAGUGCGAGCAGGAGGGAGAGAAACACAGGUACAGGUACAACAGUAGCAGCUGCAGCAGCCCUUCAGCCAACAGCAUCACAGAAAAUACCCUCUGCUACACUCAACUGGAAGAAGAUGGAAACGGACAAAGUGAAUUUCUCACCAGCAAGCAGUCCUCCUCUCAGAGAUGAGCUAAGACAAACAUCUCAGCACAGUUUCUACCUAAGCCCACCUCCCCUCUACAUUAAGCCCCCCAAAUUCUACCCAAGCAUAUCACCCAGCAGAGACUCCUACAGUGCGUUUAGCCCCCCUGCUUUCAUUCCCAUGCUUGGCCCUGGUUAUACCCAAAAGGAAGGAUCCCAAAAACGCAAAAGAACUCCUUUCAAAAUGGACCCCCAUGGAGGGGAAUCUCCUGACAGGGGAUCAGAGGAGGCAGACGAAAGCAGCAGUAAGAAGACGGUGCACAUCUCCCACAUCCCCUUCUCCCUCCCAGCUCACCCCAUUGCUUCCCCAUCUCUUAAGCCUAUCCCUGGUAUGAUUGAGCUAAACAGACUGAAGCUUCAUCACAGAUCACCAGGUAUGAAUAUACCUGUUCAGGUGAAACAGGAGCCUCUCAGUCCUUCCCCCAUUUGGCCUCCCUCUCCUCUCCUACUCCACCCUCCCUACUUCCCACCUCUCCACCACAGCUUCCUCCCAUACCGCUUCUUCAUGCCCAGCCCCGUCAUGCACUUCUCCCCUGGUUCUUUCUACCCAAGAGAGGACCUCCGCCCCGUUCAUCGCAGCCGUGACGGACCUCCUCGCGGUGGGACAACCAGUGCUGAAAAGCUCGGUUUCAACGUCCACGUGGACGACAGUUAUUAUGUUGACGUGGGUGGAGACCAGAAGAGAUGGAAGUGUCGUAUGUGUGAGAAGUCCUACACAUCCAAGUACAACCUGGUUACGCACAUCCUGGGGCACAACGGCAUCAAGCCGCAUGGAUGCCACCUGUGUGGGAAGCUGUUUAAGCAGCUGAGCCACCUGCACACGCACCUGCUCACCCACCAAGGCAUGAGGCCCCACAAGUGCCAGGUGUGCCACAAGGCCUUCACUCAGACCAGUCACCUGAAGAGACACAUGAUGCAACACAGUGACGUGAAGCCAUACAGCUGCAGUGUGUGCGGCAGAGGCUUUGCGUACCCCAGUGAGCUUCGUGCCCAUGAGCUGAAACACGAGAAAGGACAGGAGAACGUAUGUGUGGAGUGUGGUCUGGAUUUCCCUACACUUGCCCAGCUGAAGAGGCACCUGACCGCCCAUCGCGGCCCCACCCUGUACAGGUGUGCAGAGUGCCAGAAGACGUUCCAGUACCCAAGCCAGCUUCAGAACCACAUGAUGAAACACAAAGACAUCAGACCGUACAUCUGCAGCGAGUGUGGGAUGGAGUUCAUCCAGUCACAUCAUCUGAAACAGCACACGCUCACUCACAAAGGGGUGAAGGAGCACAAGUGUCGCAUCUGUGGUCGUGAGUUCACCCUGUUGGCCAACAUGAAGCGCCAUGUCCUCAUCCACACGAACAUACGGGCCUACCAGUGCCACAUGUGCUUUAAGAGUUUUGUCCAAAAACAGACUCUCAAGGCUCACAUGAUCGUCCACUCGGACAUCAAGCCCUAUAAAUGCAAGCUUUGUGGGAAAGAGUUCAACAGGAUGCACAACCUAAUGGGCCACAUGCAUCUCCACUCAGACAGCAAACCCUUCAAAUGCCUUUACUGCCCGAGCAAGUUCACGCUGAAGGGAAACCUCACCAGACACAUGAAGGUCAAACACGGCGUCAUGGACAGAGGGCUGGAUGAAAGAUUAUUUCGGCAAAGAGGGCGAUUCUGCCUGUCCACUCCCAUGGGCCUCCUCACCCGCUUCAACCAAGAGGAGCCGUUUGACCUUUCCCAGAAGCCCCCGGGCCUGCCCAGCCUCCGCCUCUCCCAAUCUGAUGGCGAGAGCGUCCCUGGAAGCUCGUGUCAGGAGGAGGAUGAGGAGAGUUUGUACAGAAGGAGCCAGUACAGCCCUGAGGUGGACCAACACGAACCGACAGGCAAGGACCGGUACAUCCCUGAGCUGGAGAAGAGAGGGCAGGGAUCUCCAGCUGAUCUAAGGCCAGGGGAGAAGCAGAAAGAAAUGUAUCAGCAUAGUUUGGAUGAACAUGCAUAUGAGAGGGAGUCAGCAGCAGAAAGUGACCAAGCGCAGCUAAUAAAGUCAGAAGAGAUGUCCGACAUAGCCUAUGAGUCUGAUUUAGGUGAGCAGGUGUGCCACCAUGAGACAGGCCGUAGACAGUCGUAUGAUUAUGAAUCUGAUUCAGAACUAGAAGAUGAUCACCAAGAGCUAGACGAGGCAGAGCAAAGCAAACAGCAGAUGGAUGGCUGUUGUGAUGCAGUCAUCGAUGUAGCAGAGAGCAAACAGAGCAGGUCGGAGACAAGUGAAAUAGCGCAUCGCUUGCGCACAAGUGAAUUUAUGGGAGUUACGGUUUCACGGGAGGAAGAAGAAGACUACAGUGAAUGAGAAGAACGAGAGGAAGAUUUUUAGGGAAGGUUAAUGUUUGUUUGACAGUGAAGUGGGAGGAAAGUGUGUAGGUCUCUAAAUGAAACUGAUUAUGGAGGAAGUGGUAUAGUAGCUUAGCAUUAGAAAAGGAAAGAUGACCCUGUUGUGAUUAUUAACAAAGCAAAAAAUAACAUUGAAGUAACUGAAAUACAAAGCUGUGAAGCGUAAUAUGUACAGAACAUAUCAUAAACUGAUUAACAGUCACUGACCGAAGGUUAAUGUGCGUUUAUGAGUGGGGAAGUAUGAUUAGAGAGUGGCUUUUUUGUAAAUAACAUAUUUUUGUUUUGUUUUUUACAAAUAAUUUUUAAAUAUUGACUCAAAUAUGCAAUUUUGCUUUAACUUUGACUUUUUAAAGGUGUAAAUCUAUCAUAUUAAAAUAAAAAACGUUAUUGCUCAAACCAUUGUGCAUGUUUUUUAUUUUGUUUGACAGGUAUGACAAAGCUUGAGUUUCUCAAAUCUGAGUGUCUUUAUGAACUGAUUUUGUUUUUUGAUUUAUGUCUAAUGUUUAGAUUCUAUUUUUUAUUAUUAUUUUCUAUUUGUCUUUGUUCUGUUUUGGGGAUGGUUGUUUUUUUUUUUAUUGUAUGUCAGUGUAUUGGUCACCUGAAUGAGAUUCUGUAAAAGAAAUACAAAAAUAAAAUCUUGGAUGCAUGAACCUGUGCAAAGAA